This is a messenger RNA of Ostreobium quekettii, 4881 nucleotides long. The record is from the annotation of a GenBank genome assembly. NCBI's taxonomy places the organism in Eukaryota, Viridiplantae, Chlorophyta, Ulvophyceae, Bryopsidales, Ostreobiaceae.
AUGUGGUCGGCCUCCCUCGCGCCGACGCCGUGCGCGCCAUGCCGAUCGCGGCUGUGCCAGCCGGCAUCCGGGCCGACGCUUCAGCGGCCGGCUCCGCUAGGCCGGAGCCCUGCUGCGGGCGCGGGGCGCCAGGGCGCCGACAACGCCCAGGCGUGCCGCGUGCUGUCGCUGCCGUCGCUGCGCCGCUUGCUGCUCAGGCGAGGGACGCCGGCGAUCUGCGGCGCUGGAGGGACAGGGAGCGAGGAGGGGCCGGCGGUGGCCGACCUGGAGGUCCUGCUAAAGGAGAGCUCCGCCUGCGGGGUUGGAUUCAUUGCCAGCUUGAAGAAUGAAAAGUCGCAUGACACCAUUUUGAAGGCCUUGAGGGGUUUGGGCUGCAUGGAGCACCGUGGCGCCUGCCUGGCAGACUACGACUCUGGCGAUGGUGCUGGUGUGAUGAGCCAAGUCCCUUGGGCCAUCCUCAAAAAGCAGUUUCCAGAUCUGGAUGAAAGCACCACAGGGGUUGGCAUGGUGUUCCUGCCCAAUGAUGACGACCUGGAGGCUGAGUCAAGGGCGAUCGUGGAGGAAGUGGUGUCCAAAGAAGGCCUCACCCUGCUUGGCUGGCGGGACGUCCCUGUGGAUCCGUCUGUUGUGGGUCGCAUCGCCAAGGCCACCAUGCCACGCAUUGCCCAGGUUCUCAUCGCAGGUGGCCCCAACCUGAAGGGGGAUGAGUUGGAGAGGGAGCUGUUCAUCACACGGCGGAAGAUGGAGCAGGAGGCGAUUGUGAGGUUGGGCGACAGGGCUUCAGACUUUUACAUCUGCACGCUCUCCAGCAGAGUCAUCGUGUACAAGGGGAUGCUUCGCUCAUCAGUGCUUGCUGACUUCUACAAAGACCUGACCGACCCUGACUAUAUAGCUUCAUUUGCCGUGUACCAUCGCCGCUUCUCAACAAACACAAACCCCAAGUGGCCCCUGGCACAGCCCAUGCGCUUCUUGGGACACAAUGGCGAAAUUAAUACACUGCAGGGCAACCUGAACUGGGUGGCAAGUCGCGAGCACACCUUCAAGAAUCCCAUUUGGAAGAACAGGGAGGAGGAGUUCACCCCUAUUUGUAACCCAGCGGAGUCGGACUCUGCAAACUUGGACCAUGUCGCUGAGGUGCUGGUGCGGUCUGGAGUGAGCGCAGCCAAGUCUGUGAUGCUGCUGGUUCCAGAGGCCUACAGGAAUCACCCCGACCUUGACAAGAACUAUCCAGAGGUCAUUGACUUCUAUGAAUUUUAUGAAGGGCUCCAGGAGGGAUGGGAUGGUCCCGCUCUCCUUGUGUUCUCUGAUGGUGUGCGGAUAGGUGCGAGGUUGGAUCGUAACGGGCUGCGACCUGCGAGAUACUGGGAGACGUCAGAUGGUUACGCCUACAUGGCAUCGGAGGUUGGCGUGCUUGGAGACACACUCUCCAAUGCUGCCAAUGUUACUGAGAAGGGAAGGUUGGGGCCAGGCCAAAUGAUCUACGUUGAUUUGGAGGCUGGCACGUUCAUGGAGAACACCGAAGUAGCCCGCACUGUGGCUGCCAGCGAGCCAUAUGGGGAGUGGCUCAAAUCCAGCAGGCGCCUCAAUGACUUCUCCCCUGUUGCCUUCUCCCCCGAGGCCUCCAUGCCUCCAGACUCCCUUCUGCGCAUGCAGUCAGGCUACGGGCUGGGCCUGGAGGAUGCGCAGCUGAUAGUUGAGACCAUGGCUUCCUCUGCCAAUGAGCCCAUCUUCUGCAUGGGCGAUGACACGCCCCUGCCGGUGCUGUCAGAGAAGCCCCACCUGCUGUACAACUAUUUCAAGCAGAGGUUUGCGCAGGUCACCAACCCUGCGAUAGACCCGCUGAGGGAGGGGCUUGUCAUGUCGCUGUCCAUGCGGCUGGGAGCCCAAGGGAACCUACUGGGGCCAUCUGCAGACUCAUACAAGCAGGUGUUUCUCAAGUCCCCUAUUCUGACUGAGAGCCAGAUGACCACGAUCGCAAAAGAUAAGGGCUUGGGCAGCUCAGUGUUCGUCCUCCAUUACCAGUCUGGCAAGGACGGUGCCUUGGCUGCCGCGGUGGCAAAGUUAUGUGAAGAUGUUGAGGUGGCUGUCAGGAAUGGCUGCCAGUGUGUGGUGUUGUCAGACCGAGUGGACUCAGCGGCAGAGAUGGAUCCCCAGCAGCCACCAAUACCUGCACUGCUGGCAACGGGCGCCGUGCACCACCACCUGAUCAGGAAGUACCUCAGAACAGAGACGUCAAUUGUGGUAGAGACGGCGCAGUGCUUCAGCACACACCACCUUGCUGUGUUGAUCGGAUAUGGAGCACAUGCAGUCUGCCCCUACCUCACUUUUGAGACCUGCAGGCAAUGGCGUCUCUCUCCCCGAACCCAAAACCUCAUCAACUCUGGAAAACUUGUCGACAUACCUAUCCAGGGUGUACAAAAGAACUUCAAGAAGGCGAUGGAGAAGGGGCUGCUGAAGAUCCUGUCAAAGAUGGGCAUCUCUCUGCUCAGCUGCUACCAUGGUGCCCAGAUCUUCGAGAUUUAUGGCCUUGGUAGCGACCUGGUGGAUGUUGCGUUCCGUGGGUCUGUCUCGCGGAUUGGUGGGAUGACCAUGGACGAUCUGCAAAGGGAGACAGAGGCCUUGUGGGCAAAGGCUUUCCCAGAAAAGGCCAUGAAGAAACUGGAGGACUAUGGGUUCAUCCAGUCCAAGCCCAGGGGGGAAUUCCAUGCCAACAAUCAAGCGAUGGCCAAGCUGCUUCACAAGUCGAUUGGGCUGGGAAAUGGUGCAGGGGCUCAGCCGGAGGCAUACCAAGCUUUCAAGGACCAUUUCCUUGAGAGCCCUGUCGCGGUCCUUCGAGAUUGUCUGGAGUUCGUUUCCGACAAGGCCCCCAUCUCCGUUGACGAGGUGGAACCUGCCUCGGCUAUCAUGGCACGCUUCUGCACAGGUGGAAUGUCGCUGGGGGCAAUCUCACGAGAGACGCACGAGACGAUUGCGAUCGCCAUGAACAGAAUCGGUGGCAAGUCUAACUCAGGCGAGGGGGGAGAAGACCCUGUGAGGUGGGAAGUUUUGAACAACGUCGACAGCAAUGGCAAGUCUGAGACCCUCCCCCACCUGAAUGGCCUGCGGAACGGCGACACCGCCAGCUCCGCAAUCAAGCAGGUGGCCUCCGGCCGCUUUGGAGUGACCCCCCAAUUCCUCGUGAACUCAGACCAGCUGGAGAUCAAGAUCGCCCAAGGGGCCAAGCCUGGGGAGGGCGGCCAGCUGCCGGGGAAGAAGGUUAGCCCCUACAUAGCGGGCCUGAGGCGAUCCAAGGCGGGAGUGCCACUAAUAUCGCCGCCCCCGCACCACGACAUUUAUUCGAUUGAGGAUUUGGCGCAGCUGAUCUACGACCUGCACCAAGUCAGCCCGCACGCCAAGGUGUCCGUGAAGCUUGUGGCGGAGGCGGGCAUUGGGACGGUGGCAAGCGGGGUGGCGAAGGCCAGUGCGGACGUCAUUCAGGUGUCUGGCCACGACGGCGGAACGGGCGCCUCUCCCGUCAGCUCCAUCAAGCACGCCGGCGGCCCCGUGGAGAUGGGCGUCGCCGAGGUGCACCAGUCCCUGGUCGGCAACGGUCUGCGCGACCGCGUGGUGGUCCGCGUGGACGGCGGCAUCCGCAGCGGCGUUGACGUCCUCAAGAUGGCUGCCAUCGGCGCGGACGAGUUUGGCUUCGGCACGGUGGCCAUGAUCGCCACGGGCUGCAUCAUGGCCCGCGUAUGCCACACCAACAACUGCCCGGUUGGCGUGGCGACUCAGAGAGAGGACCUAAGGGCACGGUUCCCGGGCGUGGCGGGGGACCUGGUGCGGUUCUUCGAGUUCGUGGCCGAGGAGGUGAGGUGCGGGCUGGCGGACCUGGGAUUGCGAUCGCUGGACGAGCUGAUCGGCAGGGCGGACUUGUUGCAGCAGAGGGGGGUCGCCCUGGCCAAGACCACCCACCUGGACCUGUCCUUCGUGACGACAUACGCCGGCCCGCCAGGAGUCUCCUCCGAGCGCCUGCGGAUGGCGACGCACGAAAAUGGAGAAGGGCUGUGGGAUGAUCGGGUUCUGGCCGAGCCCGAUGUGUUGGACUGCAUCGAGAACGAGAGGACGCUGACGAAGAAGUACGAGAUCGUGAACACGGACCGGGCGGCGCUGGGCAGGAUAUCGGGCGCCAUAGCCAAGAGGUACGGCGACCGGGGCUUCACGGGGUGCCUGAACCUCGUGCUGCGCGGCUCCGGUGGCCAGUCGUUCGGGUGCUUUUUGGUUGGGGGCAUGGACGUGCAGCUGACGGGCGAGGCCAACGACUACGUGGGCAAGAGCAUGGCGGGCGGCGACAUCACGAUCGUGCCCCCGCCGGAGUCGCAGUUCGCUUCCGAUACCGCGUCCCUGGUCGGCAACACGUGCCUGUACGGGGCCACGGGUGGCAGGCUGUUCGUGAACGGCCGCGCCGGGGAGCGCUUUGCUGUCCGAAACUCGAUGGCGGAGGCUGUGGUCGAGGGGACGGGGGACCACUGCUGCGAGUACAUGACCGGCGGCUGCGUGGUGAGCCUGGGCACCGUGGGGCGCAACGUGGGCGCGGGCAUGACGGGCGGCCUGGCGUACUUCUACGACGAGGCGGGGGACUUCCCAGAGAAGGUGAACACGGAGAUCGUGAGCAUCCAGCGUCUGAGGACGCCGGCCGGCGAGGAGCAGCUGCGGUCCCUUAUCGAGGCGCACGUCGAGAAAUCCGGGUCGGUCAGGGGGAGGGCGAUCCUGGACGACUGGCCCGCGGCGGCCAAGCGGUUCUGGCAGCUGGUGCCGCCGUCGGAGCAGAACAGCCCGGAGGCCAACCCCGAGGUGGCCAUCGAGGUCGGCUCCCAGUCCAUGGCCCUGAACCCCGGCCGCUGA